AUGCCUUCCAAUCAGAUGUACGAAGGAGUGGCAGUGAUGUACCUCGCUCUUCCCAUGUCUCCCCUAUCUAUCCCCGUCCUUGGAAAGUGUAGUCUUCACGCACGCAACUUAAUUCUCAGGUUUCCAAACUCAAAAAUCGCGUUCGAUUUGCCGAAAAGUCUCGGAUCAAACUUGAAGACGAAAGAGAAUCUUGAAUUAGAUCAGGAGUUUAAAAUGGCAGGUCCUAAUGGAGAAAUGAAAUGUUGUAGCUUCCAACGAUCGUCGAGUUAUCGUUAUUCCGUAGGUUCAAGAUUUCCGAUAGAUGAACACAACUGCUUCAAACGCAAACUUAAUUGA
Messenger RNA from Helobdella robusta, 336 nucleotides. RefSeq lists its product as hypothetical. Bases 1 to 336 code for a protein of 111 amino acids. The record is from RefSeq and is a predicted model, not a curated record. NCBI's taxonomy places the organism in Eukaryota, Metazoa, Annelida, Clitellata, Rhynchobdellida, Glossiphoniidae. The transcript has 2 exons.